Messenger RNA from Panicum virgatum (switchgrass), 1319 nucleotides. RefSeq names its product bark storage protein A. Bases 63 to 1166 code for a protein of 367 amino acids. The transcript is spliced from 3 exons. The record is from RefSeq and is a predicted model, not a curated record. Gene Ontology annotation, biological process: nucleoside metabolic process. Gene Ontology annotation, molecular function: catalytic activity. NCBI's taxonomy places the organism in Eukaryota, Viridiplantae, Streptophyta, Magnoliopsida, Poales, Poaceae.
UGCUUCACCAAUGCAAUAAUCCACAGCAUUCCAUCCCAAACCAAAACCAUAGCCGCCUAAACAUGCUAGCAGCUAUCAUGUCGAGCACGAGCCGCCGCCCGCCGUUCUCGCUGCUGCUGCUCGUCGCGGUGUCCUGCGCCGCCGCCGCCGCCGUCCCGGAGAGCACGGCGCGGUCCGUCCGGAGGGCGAACCGGCACGGGCCGUUCCUCGGCGUCGUCGUGCCCAACGCCUUCGAGAUGGAGCCGCUCCUCCGGUCGCCGAGCUUCUCGCCGCCGGCGAAAGGCCUGCCCCCUUACCUCGACGUCGCAGGAAGGAGAUUUCGCUUCGGCGCCAUCGGGCAGCACAAGGUCGUCGUCGUCAUGACGGGCCUCGGCAUGCUCAACUCCGGGGUGACCACCCAGCUCCUCCUCACGCUCUUCGACGUCAAGGGCGUCGUCCACCUGGGCAUCGCCGGCAACGCCGACCCCGACCGCCAGAUCGGCGACGUCGCCGUGCCGCGCUACUGGGCGCACACCGGCCUCUGGAACUGGCAGCGCUACGGCGACGGCCCGGACAGCGAGCUCGCCCUCGAGUCCAGCGGCGACUACACCAGGAGGCUCGGCAGCCUCAACUUCACAGACUUCAUCGUCGGCGCGGACGGCCGCCCAGAUCCCGCCGCCGCCGCCGCCGGCAACCUGCUCAACGCCGUGUGGUACCAGCCGGAGGAGGUGUUCCCGGCGACGACGGAGGGCGGCGGCGCGCCGGAGUCCCGCGCCCACGCGUUCUGGGCCCCCGUCGACGCCCGCUACUACGAGCUCUCGCGGGAGCUGGAGGUGGAGGGCCGCCUGCGCCUGGAGCGCUGCGCCGGCAGCGGCAACGGCACCUGCCUGCCGCGGCCGCCCGUGGUGGCGCGGGUCGAGCGCGGCUGCAGCGCCAGCGUCUUCGUCGACAACGCUGCGUACCGGGAGUUCCUCCGCUCCAGGUUCGGCGUCACGGCCGUCGACAUGGAGACGGCCGCCGUCGCGCUCGUCGCGCUGCAGCAGGGGGCGCCCUUCAUCGCCGUCCGGGCGCUCUCCGAUCUCGCCGGCGGCGGAGCGGCGGGGUCCAACGAGGCGGGGGUGUUCGCGCCGCUGGCGGCGCGGAACGCGGCGGCGGUAGCCGUCGAGCUCAUUUCCCUAAUUCCCUGAUAAACUAAAUCAUUGUGUAUUUUGUGCGUAUAUACUACUGUAUACUAGAAUAAUGUGUCCUACGGUUUACUUGGCUGUUUUGCUAUAAUAAUAAUUUAAUUUUCUUUAUGUUCCAGGAACAUGUGCUAUUAAUAAAUGGGAUAAUUGCAUUCA